CACACACUAUCUGGAAGCUAAAAAUAAAAAUAAAUAGUAAGUAAGUAAAUAAAUAAAUGAAAGUGGCCUAAAAAAACUUCUAAGGAAGAGAACACUAUAAAAACAAACAUCUUUCUUAAAACUCCUCAAUUGCCCCUAUGGAAUCAGAUUCCUGGGCUCCAGGAAGCCCAUCUGGGCUCUCGAGGGGCCACAGAGAAAAGGUUAGAUGCAAGCAAAGCUCUGAGGCCGAGCGGAGGGUGAGCGGGUGGUGACAUCUGUUUCCCGGCCCUGCUGAGAGCAGGUGGCUCUGGCUCCUGUGCCGUCAGCCUGUCUUCUUUCCCAUGCUGUCCAGCUUCACUAGCCCAGCCUCACUGUGGGCUAGGACUCCACCCAUUCUCCCCAGAAGGCAGCCAGAACCAGGGCACUGAGAGCCUGGAGGGGCAGUGAAACCCUGGGAGCGCGGGAGAGAUGGACCCCCUGGACUUCCUGGAAGGAGCCCUGGGACGAUUUUCAUGAAGUACAAGACUGUAGGCACAGAGUGCCAGAGUUUGAGGUCUGAGGGGAGAGGCUGGAACAAGCUUUCUUUGCAAAGCCCUGGUGGGGCAGCAGCCACAGAACCUGCCCCACCCAAACCCAUGAGCCCUGGUGCUGGCCCUGGCCUUCCCCUCUCCUCAGUCUCUCUCUGUCUAGCUGGAGCUGGACUCUAAACCUCUCCCCUCCUGGAGGCGGGGCCAGCCUUCUGAGCAGGAUAAAACCCCAAACAGCAGGGGCUGGUGUGGGCACAGCCCUGGCGUGGCCCUCUGCCUCCUCACCCUCUGCCAGCCCCAUGGCCAGCUCUGUGGACUCACCUCCAGCAGGUUGUGCCAGUGGGCUGGGUUCCCAUCGGAGAAAGCGGAUCACCUUCAGCAGAGGGCAAUUGCUGGAGCUGGAGCGGGUGUUUGCAGCACGGCCCUAUCCUGACAUCGGCACCCGUGAGCACCUGGCCCGGGUCACUUGCAUUCCUGAGGCCAAGAUACAGGUGUGGUUCCAGAACCGCCGGGCCAAGAGGAUCAAGAACCGGAAGCCAGGAGGCUUGAGCCCCAGGCCUGAGCUCCCCCAGAGCUCCUGUUCUUUUCCAGAAACCCUCCAGGAGCCCUGGGAGCCCCCAACUCUGGGCCAGCAGCCUCCACUCUCCCCCAGCAUACCUCAGCACGUCUCAGCCUGUGGACAUGCCUCCUGCCCAGCUCCCAGCUUGGGUUCAGGACAAGGCUGCGCAGGAGUUAGAGCUGCAGCCCCAUGGGGACUGGCUGGGACUUCAGAGGUCUACCUGUCUUUGGAGCAACCUACUCCCCCAAUCUCACUGGGCAACCUGUCUGAGGUCAUCUAUGCCUCAGCCAUCGUCACCAACGUGGACCACUGCUAAUCUAGGUGUAGAACUUCUAAGAUCCCUUCUCCAGCUCUUACAGCCCACUUGCCCCCUCCUUUCACACAAGGAGUUCUCUGUGGGAAGGGAAUCCCUCCCUUCCACUGGCCUCUAGGCUGGCCUAAAUCCAGCACGUUUGCAGUGGCUCAAGCCUAGCCCCUCCUGGGGCAUAUGCCCAUCGUCUUGGCAGGGGUACCUCUUGGAUGAUGGAGGGGUCAUGCUUUCCACCUCUUCUGCCAGGCCUGGUCCCCAGUUCUUCUCAUCCCAGUUGGAUGACCUGCUCCCUCUGCAGAGGCACCUGCCUGUCUCUCAGGGCCCUUCAGGUCACUGCCAAACUAAAUGCUGAGUGAAUCGCAAGCGUGCCACUCCUAAUUUAGACUGCUGGAGACCCACCCUUCCCUGGUUCAGGCCGCUUGCCUGACCGCUUACCACCUGGACAAGAUGAUCAGAACCACGGAUCUGAACAGGGAGGGAUAUUAAAGUGAUAAAGUUGAAAUAGAAGUCUGGGGCUUAUAUCGAUUUCACUUCUGCAAAGAUCAGAUUGAGUGCCCUCUGACAUGGGGCUGUGGAGGUAGCCUAACAGAUCUGGGGGUGGGGGGAGGUAUAGCAAUACUGGGUUUUGGUAUCACCGUCAUCUGUAAUACCAACUAAUCUCCAAAUAAAACUCAAACUCUGUACCUUAA
Molecule: messenger RNA, 2064 nt
Organism: Tupaia belangeri chinensis (Chinese tree shrew)
Lineage: Eukaryota; Metazoa; Chordata; Mammalia; Scandentia; Tupaiidae
Gene: SEBOX
Product: SEBOX homeobox
Exons: 3
Coding region: 806-1381 (191 amino acids)
Molecular function (GO): DNA binding
Source: RefSeq, a predicted model, not a curated record